Messenger RNA from Postia placenta MAD-698-R-SB12, 525 nucleotides. RefSeq lists its product as hypothetical. The annotation marks the transcript as partial. The record is from RefSeq and is a predicted model, not a curated record. NCBI's taxonomy places the organism in Eukaryota, Fungi, Basidiomycota, Agaricomycetes, Polyporales, Adustoporiaceae. The transcript has 5 exons.
AUGCUGCGCACAGACCAGCUGCGCACGGACCAACGUGCACAGCCUGCCCUAAUCUCCCCAUGUCACCUUAGGUUUGAGCCUAGCUCACCAUCGCUUCGGUUGGGUGGUGCGCACCCCUACUAUACGCUACGAUACGUAGAUAAGCCACGCGCACCUCCCCUUCCUCCCCCCAUCACCGUGGCUGACGAAUUCUUCGACUGCUCUCGACUUGAGCACGCCUUCGACACCCAGGAGCAGGUCGACGUCUCUCGCGGCGACCCAGACCGCAACGGCAACCUAGCCCCUUUCUUCAGCUGUGAUCGGCAACCGUGCCCUAAUCGAACCCCACGAUCCAUCACCACCAACAAAGACGAAGGGCGCUACGUGCCAAUCCGACGAGUCCAACACCCCAGCGGCCCUGCACUCCGAUACGCUGGCACCUCGAGGUCUACAUCUCGCCACGUCACUCCCGUCCCAUCCCGACCUGCCUCGCCAGGCACCCGCAUCCCCCAACCUGUCGCCAGUACAGGUCAAGCGCGAGGAGAU